UUUAUAAAGUUCCACCUCAUCUUACAUGCUUCCUCCGCCACCAGGCUCAGACGUAGUGGAGUGGCUCUUCCACCACAUCGAGGGAUUCCAGGACCGCCGCGAAGCCCGGAAGUACGCCAGCAACCUGCUGAAGGCCGGCUUCAUCCGGCACACCGUCAACAAGAUCACCUUCUCCGAACAGUGCUACUACGUCUUCGGAGAUCUCAGCGACUGCGAGAACUACAUGGCCAACCUGUCGCUGAAUGACAAUGACGGCUCCAGUGGGGCGUCAGACCAGGACACCCUGGCCCCCCUGCCUCUCCCUGGGGCCUCCCCGUGGCCCAUGAUGCACACCUUCCCCUACCAGCCCUACCCCACACAUGCCUUCUCCAGCCAGCCCCCUCCCUACCACGAGCUCACCAGCUACAGCUACGCCCCGGGCUCCACCGGCAGCCAGCACAGCGAAGGGAGCCGAAGCAGUGGAUCGACGAGGAGCGAGGGGGGGGGUCGCCGCAGCACUAAAGGACCGGGCAGCACCGUCGGCGGGGGGGAGAAAUCCCCCUCUGGCGGGGGCGGAGAAGGCGGAGACUCUCGCUCCGGCAGCGGCAGCGAAUCAGAAUACUCCACCCGCAGCAGCCUGAGGCGCGGCCACGGCUCGGCGGCCCCCAGCGAGCACAGCCACGCCUCCUCCCAGCGCUCGCACCACCACCGCAUGCCCCAGCCCCCCCACAUGUCCCCCUACCCGCCGGGCAUCCUGCCGUACAACCCCAUGAUGGUGAUGAUGGUGCCCCAGCACGCACACCCCGCCAUGACCGCUCACACUCUUUCUCACCCGCAGCAGAUGUCCGCGGCCCAAAUGCACCCGGCUCUAGCCCAGAUGCCCUCCUCCACCCCGGGGGGGCCUCCGGGUGCCCCCCCCACCCGUGACCUGGGCGCCGUGCCCCCAGAGCUGACUGCAUCACGCCAGUCUUUCCACCUGGCCAUGGGAAACCCCAGCGAGUUCUUUGUGGACGUCAUGUAGAUUUCAUUUGUUCUGUCUCGGUGUUGAGUGACCAUUCACGUGAAGUUAGCGUACGGUUCCCACUUGUUUUGACGAGGGUCUGGCGGUAGCUUUAUGAGCUCUCAAGGGCCUAUUGGAGUGAGGGCACUUGUUACAAAUUUGGUGAGAACAGGGUUUAACUUUGACAAAGAAAAUAAGACAAAAUGAAAACGCAGUAAAUGUGGUAUAUGGUCUUUUCUUUUUUUAAAUACACUACACAACAGUUAUUUUCUCAAAGCUCAAUCCACAAUGACCAGUUCUGCUUUUUUAUAUCAGUAGAUCUCAGGACAGAUUUUGAUUGUCAAUCAGAGCUGCUCAACACUUUUUUUUUCUGCAAUCCUCAAAAUGGAUUAAAUAUAUUAUAGGCGGGGGGGAAAGGUUCCCAAAUCAACUACGAAUGUCAGAGCCAAGAAGCGCACAGACCGCAGUUCAACACUAGAGGGUGCCAGGAACACUGUGUACUUGAAAGGAUACAAUCCUGUAGACAGGUUGGCAGCACAGGAGCAUAUUGAGUGCCUUACUCUUUGCAUUUUCUGACAUAUUUUCACACUCCAGGUACAUGAAACCAACUCAUCAUGUUUCAGCAUUGUUUGACAAUGAACUUUUCUGUAUAUACCUACUACUCCUAUGUAAAUGCAACACUACAAAAGCUCUAAUGUGAAAAAAUAAGGUCCAAAAAUGUCAGUUGAACUUGUGUUUAGUAGUCACUGUCUAGGCCUAGUCGUCAAAUAACUCUUAUCGUGAGCAGUUUUUCGGUAUGGGACUCUAGCGGCUUAACGGUACUGAUAGGUGAAAAGACAAGAUGCUGAAAGCGGUACUUUUUGAUAACAUAUCUUAAGUAACUGUGAUCCAAAUGCCCCAUGCUUAUUUUUAUGUUACUGACUUGCAUUAUUCACCCGUUUCAUUUUUGUAUGACUGACUAUAUAAAUCAUGUAUAACCGAACUAUUAAGGUGCUCAAUGAAGAUUCAACAUUUCAAAAAAAGAAUGACAUGGACAGUGUCACAUUGUUUGAUUUCAUAUCGCCACCUUUGUUUGUGUACUUGAGAAUAAAUUUGAUACUUA
Messenger RNA from Notothenia coriiceps (black rockcod), 2081 nucleotides. Its product is annotated as segment polarity protein dishevelled homolog DVL-2-like. The record is from RefSeq and is a predicted model, not a curated record. The transcript has 3 exons. Gene Ontology annotation, molecular function: frizzled binding. NCBI's taxonomy places the organism in Eukaryota, Metazoa, Chordata, Actinopteri, Perciformes, Nototheniidae. Gene Ontology annotation, biological process: canonical Wnt signaling pathway; intracellular signal transduction. Bases 26 to 1000 code for a protein of 324 amino acids. Gene Ontology annotation, cellular component: cytosol.